GUUGCAAGCUCAAUUCGCCCACAACGUGAGCUGCUGUGCCUCCUAUAAAAUACAAUGGCACUGAAACAGCCUAUUCGGACCUUAGUAUCCACUGCAACAUGCUCUGUUCGCCCUAUGCAGUCACGCCGAACAUGUCUACUGCAGACAUCUACAUCAGCAUUCUCAACGUCCACCCCCUCCUGCGGCCCCGAAUACGAAACAGAAGCAGCAGAGCGACCACGCUGGCAGCAGACCCCCGCGCGCAUGGUGGCCCCCUUCCGAGUACGGCCAAUGCCACAGGGACCGGUGUUCAAAGUCAACGAUGACCCGCGGAGGUUAGAUGAAAUGUAUAUACGGAUGCUAGGAGCGAACGGCAACAAGGUGCUGACGGACGAGGUGAAGUGGCUGGCAGUGACGCAUAAAAGCUUUGAUCAUGGGAGGCGAGGGUUCAAUGAUCGAUUGGCAUUUCUGGGACGCCGAAUAGUGUCGCUACAGACAUCUCUGGCGCUACUCAACUCACCGCAAGCGUCUAGUCCUCCGGGAAAAGACGAGUUCGGCCGAAUACCAUUUCAUCAUCCUGCCUUGAGGGGACUGCCCGGUCUCUCCCAGGAAGCAAAAGAUAGUGUGCUGGAUAAGUCUCGGCUUGGGCCCAUUGCAGAGCGGUAUGGCCUCGACAAAGUAACGCGGUGGAAGCCAAAGCGGGCCGACAAUCUUCAGGGCUCGGGAAUAGAUGCCGUCCUCUCAACCUCCCUUUAUGCCAUCGUCGGCGCCGUAGCCCUAGAGCGUGGCGGGGACCUCGCCAACAAAAUCGCUCAAGAUAAGAUUCUUUCACCGCUGGGCUUCCUCUUCGAAAAUUGAGCAAGUUUCGCUCCUUCUCUUGUAAAUUACCACCUGUAGCAUAUGGCAACGGCCAAGGCAGCUGAGCAAACAGUAUCAUGCCCUAAUAAGUGCAAGGGAAAUGAAAGAAGUGAUCUCACCGCCUAGCGGCAGAACCGU
Lindgomyces ingoldianus is the source of this 975-nucleotide messenger RNA. RefSeq lists its product as uncharacterized. NCBI's taxonomy places the organism in Eukaryota, Fungi, Ascomycota, Dothideomycetes, Pleosporales, Lindgomycetaceae. The coding region runs from base 55 to 837 and encodes 260 amino acids. The record is from RefSeq and is a predicted model, not a curated record. Gene Ontology annotation, cellular component: mitochondrial large ribosomal subunit. Gene Ontology annotation, biological process: RNA processing; mitochondrial translation. Gene Ontology annotation, molecular function: structural constituent of ribosome; ribonuclease III activity. The transcript has 3 exons.